Guillardia theta CCMP2712 is the source of this 339-nucleotide messenger RNA. RefSeq lists its product as hypothetical. The record is from RefSeq and is a predicted model, not a curated record. The annotation marks the transcript as partial. Lineage: Eukaryota; Cryptophyceae; Pyrenomonadales; Geminigeraceae. The transcript is spliced from 2 exons.
AUGUCUUGGCAUGACGACGCGCUCUGCAUACAGUUUACUCAUUUUCGAUCGGAGCAAGUAGACGAGCGUCUUCGUUGUCCCAGAAGAAUCUACUGCAAUCCCAAAUGCCCGGAGAUCUGUCCCAUCCUUGCCUUGGGCAUCUACUUGUUAAGUUUUACUCCCGAUCCUGAGAAAUUGUUUCCCGGGAGAUCGCAACAUCAUCGUUAUCUCAACAUCUUGCAGUCUAGGGAGAUCAAUAGAGGCUUGACUGCUCUUGGUCUUCAUCCCAAGGACAUCGGGACCCACAGUGUCCGACUCGGAGCUGCGACCUACUGCUCCUCUUCCAGCACCUUCGGCCCU